Molecule: messenger RNA, 1386 nt
Organism: Aspergillus nidulans FGSC A4
Lineage: Eukaryota; Fungi; Ascomycota; Eurotiomycetes; Eurotiales; Aspergillaceae
Exons: 5
Coding region: 1-1386 (461 amino acids)
Source: RefSeq, a predicted model, not a curated record
AUGGAUUCUGCUGCGCUCAUUCGCAGGCGCCAUAGAACCACGCAACUACUCCAGCCCGUUCUGCGGGCUUAUGCGCUGGGUUAUCUGUCUUCGGCCACACCCAAAAUCAUAUCGUGCCUACGGCGACUUUGGAUCAAUAAUGACUUGAGCUACCGACAGAGAUUCUACGAGCUACUCCGAGUUCUAGCGGGACCUUUACGCUUGGAAAGUUUCCCAACUUUCUGUGCAGCGCUUGUUGGGGGCUCAACUCUGCUCCCAAUCCUGGCUUUGAGAGUCUUACAAACGGCUUGUCGUAGACUUGGCUCGGACUUCAAGAGCUUAAACUUCAAGAGUGUAUCUCAAUUGAUCCAAUUUGCUGCUGCAUUUGUAUCUGCCUGGUUCAGUUUCCAGAUUCUGAAUCGGCGGCCUGUCACUUUACAGACAGUGUCCGGAAAGCCCCAGGAUGGCAUUGGUCAGGAAACAACUGCUCUUCAGCCAACGCCCCAGCUAUAUCCGCAUCGCCAGACUCAAUUCGGUGGGAGAACCAUGGACCUUACCCUCUUCACGUUCACUCGCGCACUAGAUUCCAUGGCCUGCAUCGUUUGGAGCUGGGUUCAACAUAAGCGGAGAGGUGGCCAUGGCUGGAGUAAGGCAAUCCCGGUUAUUCCUGGACUCGCAGACUCUGCUGUCUUUGCUUCAAGUGCGGCAGUAGUAAUGUGGGCUUGGUUUUAUUCCCCUGAAAGGCUGCCGAGAUCAUAUGGAAAAUGGAUUGGAGAGGUCGCCAAGGUGGAUGAGCGUUUGAUUGAGGCUCUUCGCCGGGCGCGGAGAGGUAUCUUUGUCUACGGAAAAGAUACUGGACAGGCUCCGCUAUUGGAAUCCAUGUGCAAGGACUUUGGCUGGCCUACCGCUUGGGGCGACCCUGCUCGAACCAUUCCCAUUCCCUGUGAAAUGGUGCACAUGGGGUGCGGCCCUAGCUGCGAGAAGCACGCUGUCUCUCGGUUUCUUAGAACGUUUAAGUUUGCAUGUGCAACCUACAUCCCUUUGCAAACCGCUUUCCGUAUACGCUCGAUGAAGUCAGCGGACCGAACAAGGCUGGGGCCCAGACUUUUCAGUAGAGAAACGGUGACACCGCAGAUGUGGGAUUCUGGACUUUGCGUCGGUGCCGGAUGUGUUAUGUGUGGUUGGAGCAUUCUUGUCGAACAUGCAAAGAAGCGGCAGGAGAUCGCAUUGUUUGUGGCACCCAGGGCUGCAGCAACUGUCCUACCCAGGUUUUAUGAUCAGAAGUAUUUAUAUCGGGAGCGUACUAUGUUCGCCAUCAGUGCGGCUGUCCUUCUUACCUGUCUCAAAGAAAGCCCCGACAUGGUUCGAGGAGUCUUUGGCAAGAUUGGACGAAGUGUCGUGAAUUGA